Molecule: messenger RNA, 2139 nt
Organism: Effrenium voratum
Lineage: Eukaryota; Dinophyceae; Suessiales; Symbiodiniaceae
Source: the annotation of a GenBank genome assembly
AUGCCUGAAGGACAUGAAGAAGUGGAUGGCAGAAAGGAUCCGUUGAUAUGCGGCUUGCUUGCGGUUCAUGAGAAAGAGCGCGGCUCUUGUGCUGCGAGUUUGCAACAGGAGCAGCUGGCUGUUGGGUGUGCAGUCCGUGAUCCGCAUUCAGAUGGCUCGAGAGCAUUGCUGCCUUGGUUUAGCGAAAGCGCCAUGGCACUGAGAGUGCUGGCGGUGUGUCUGAGCCUGGUGGUUCUCAGGCCAUUAUUUUCUUCCAGGAGCUUUGUUUGUUCCAGGUGGCAACGGCCCAGUGCCAUCCGCAAGAAGGACGACCUCCUGGCUGCAUCGAUUCUGCGGUCAAGAUCUAGGCCCUGGGUCCCAGAUGCUGAGAAACAAUGCCAAAGGCAGUGGUGGGCGGUGGCGGGUCUAGCAACUCUUGCCCUACGCGCUUUUGGAGGUCGGCCGGAAGGCCAUGAAGCAAAGUUUCAGAUGCGCGAGGCAAAGAGGAAGCGCGAAGCAGCUCAAUUCUUCACGUAUCAAGCACGACUGCUGAGGACUGGCAGUCCACCCAGAGAUGAUUUGUACUGGCGCCGUGAAGAACGAAUGCUCUUCAACACGGCCAAAAUGUACAAAGGGAUAAACUUUGAUGAUUAUGACUCAGUAGAAGUGGAACGCCGGGGUGGCUAUGGUGAUGAGGUGAUAUGCAACUCUUUCCAAGAUAUUUGCAAGCAAUACACCAUGCCCAAGGAGCUUGUGGACAACGUGCUGCAUCGAUGCGGGUAUGACAAGCCCACACCAGUACAAAAACAUGCUGUGCCAGCUGCGUUGGCUGGCAACGAUGUUAUGGUGUGCGCACAGACAGGAAGCGGCAAAACUGCUGCUUUUCUGAUUCCAUUGAUUGCAGAGACGCUGAUUGCUGGACAACAACAGCUGGUCGAGGGGGCAGUUCAGCCAACAGCGGUCAUCAUGGCGCCGACUCGAGAGCUCUGCCAGCAGAUCACUUUGGAAGCCCGCAAGCUGUGCUUCAGGACAAUGGCUCGCGUCGUUGCCAUUUAUGGCGGGGCAGAUGCUCUUCCACAGCUGAAGGCACUGGCAGAGGGAGCCGAGAUCAUCAUUUGCACUCCAGGGCGCUUGGAGGACUUCCUGGAUCGCGGUGUGGUGAGCAUGAAAAAUGUUCGCUACUGUAUCUUAGACGAGGCUGAUCGAAUGCUGGACAUGGGCUUCGAGCCGCAGAUCAGAUCCAUCAUUGAAGGCCAUGGAAUGCCAGAGCCUGGGAGGGAAGACGGCCGGCAGACCAUGAUGUUCUCAGCCACCUUCCCUCGAGAAAUGCAGGACCUGGCCUUGGACUUUUUGGAUCCUACCUACCUGUGGAUUGCUGUUGGGCGAGUGGGAGAGGCAUGUGCGAAUGUUGUACAGCGCUUCCAGGAUGCAAGUACCACAGACUUGGAUGGCAAAUUUGAGAUGCUGGUGGAGGCGGUAAGGGAGGUGGGGACAGAAGGCGACGAGAAAGUUGCGAAGACCCUCGUGUUUGCCAACUCCAAGACCACUGUCGAUGCCAUUUGCUGGAGAUUGUCAGACGCACGAGUCAGGAGUAUGCAGAUCCAUGGCGGCUUGUCGCAGGCUGCCCGCGAUCGCGCUUUGAAUGACUUCCGGAACGGUCGCGUGAGCGUUCUUGUCGCCACGGAUGUGGCAGCAAGAGGUUUAGAUCUUCCAGGCGUGGACCACGUCAUCAACUACGAGCUUCCGUUGAAUGCAGAGGACUACACACACCGAAUUGGCCGCACCGGGCGCAUUGGGAAUACUGGACUGUCCACCUCCUUAGUGGGCAGCUGGGAGCCUGCCCUCAAGGAUAUCGUGACGUCCAUCCGCGACAUGGAAUCCGUGACCAUACCUGAGUGGCUUAACUUUCACCACAAUAGCGGCAGCCGCUCAACGCGCGGCCGCUUUUCUGGCAACUAUAACCAAAGCAGGUCUGUUGACCGGGAUCCGAACGAAUUCAACCCAGGCUACAGCAGGCGCAGUCAGGGCCGUCAAGGAGGAUAUCGGGCCAGCUCAGCUCGAAGUGGCGGCCGUGGCGGCCGUGGCGGCCGAGGCCGUGAGCCAGACGAUAAUUUGCCCCCAUGGGCACGUGGAUUGCCCCCGCGGCAAAGAACGCGAUGA